AUGUCGACGUCAGCAAGCAAUAAUGGCCGUCAUUCUGUUACUUGGGCAGACGUUGCCAAUUAUGCAAACGAAGCUUUGCUUUCUGAUCUGCAGCACACAACGGAAGUGUUGAAGCGAGCUAAAUUAAACGAUCGUUGCAUAUCCAGUGCAUCGGAUUUAGAACCCAUCUAUCAGGAACAAACUAGAAGUUAUGGCAGUUCUUUUCAUGGCCUAGACAGUAUCGAACAAAUGCUGGAUGAUUAUUCACAAAAAAGGAAAAGUCCUGAAGACGAAUGGUAUGCAAAUUCUUUAACAAGCCAAGCGGAAAGGCCUACAGUGCAGAGUUUGUUUAGGGAGCUUGAGCAUGACAGUUGCAACAGAAGUGUCGGUGGUCUUUUAUCACAGUCAUCUGGUAUUGUUCAGCAAAACUCGUUCACGAGCGAUCCUUUGCAAUUGGAUUCGAUGUUGGGAACACUGCAAAAAGAUAUGUCAAAGCAUGGCAUCAACACGAUUCCUAAAGGCGAUUGCGCUUCGUGUGGCAAAGCGAUCGUUGGACAGGUAGUCAUAGCACUGGGCAAAAUGUGGCAUCCUGGACACUACGUCUGCUGCCAAUGUGGUGAAGAACUUGGGCAUCGGAAUUUCUUCGAGCGAGGCGGUAAAGCAUAUUGUGAGAAUGAUUAUCACGAUAUGUUCUCUCCUCGAUGUGCGUAUUGCAAUGGGCCAAUCAAAGAUCGAUGCGUGACAGCACUUGGUAAAACAUUUCACGCAGAACAUUUUGUAUGUGCAGAAUGUGGCCGGCAGUUUGGUGAAGAAGGAUUCCACGAAAAAAACGGACAACCUUAUUGCAAGACGGAUUUCUUUCGAAUGUUUGCGCCGAAAUGCAAUGGUUGUAAGAAUCCGAUCAAAAUGCAUUUUAUAACAGCACUGGGUACACACUGGCAUCCUGAAUGCUUUAUUUGUCAGGAGUGUGGAAAGGCUUUCGAAACAGGAUCAUUUUAUGAGCACGGUAAUGUGCCACUGUGCGAAAUGCACUAUCACGAGAAGCGCGGUAGUUUGUGCGCUACCUGCCAAAAGCCUAUUAAUGGCCGAUGUGUCUCCGCUGUAGGGCAGAAAUUUCAUCCAGAACAUUUCUGCUGUUCCUACUGCCGUAAGCAGCUAAACAAGGGAACAUUCAAGGAAGUGGAUCGAAAGCCAUUCUGCCACAAAUGCUAUCAAACUACCCAUCCUUAA
Messenger RNA from Brugia malayi, 1209 nucleotides. RefSeq lists its product as uncharacterized. The coding region runs from base 1 to 1209 and encodes 402 amino acids. The transcript has 10 exons. The record is from RefSeq and is a predicted model, not a curated record. Lineage: Eukaryota; Metazoa; Nematoda; Chromadorea; Rhabditida; Onchocercidae. Gene Ontology annotation, cellular component: focal adhesion; cell-cell junction; cytoplasm. Gene Ontology annotation, biological process: cell-cell adhesion; positive regulation of substrate adhesion-dependent cell spreading; cell-cell junction organization.